CAACUCCACGUGGUUUUGUUUUUCUCUCAGCAAUCAAAUCUCAAGGUCCAUAACUCUUCGAUUUCUAUUGGUUCUCAUCGCAACUGUUGUCUUCCGGAUGAAAUUUUGGGGUUUAAUCCUCUCGGCUCUGUCUCGACCUGUUCCAUUUGAGAAUUAGGGAUUGAAAUCCCGUUCCUUAAAUCCAGCAAAGUGGUACAAACCUGAGGAUGGAUUCAGAGGUUGCCCCAGUAGUAGACGAGGCCUGCCAAUUGUCAGAGUCAGCAGCAGAAGAAGAGUCCCAUCCAAGCAAAAAGAAUCGGGGAAGAAUUCCAAAACGAAUUCACAAGUCUGAAAGGGAGAAAAUGAAGCGUGAGCAGUUGAAUGAACUCUUCCUUGCACUGGCUGAUGCACUUGGAUUGUCACAGCAGAGCAAUGGAAAGGCAUGUGUACUCGGGGAAACAACUCGACUAUUGAAGGAGAUGCAUACCCAGAUUGAGAGCCUCAAAAGAGACCACAAAGCAUUGUUUUCUGAAUCUCAAUAUGUGACUGUUGAGAGGGAUGAGCUACGGGAUGAAAAUUCUGCAUUAGAAGCUCAGAUUAGAAAACUGCAAACAGAGAUAGAAGAGAGAAUGGUGCACUCUAAGCCCGACUUGAACGCACCUCCCCUUGAAGAUUUGACUACACAUCUUUCGACGGAACCCGUGUUACAGCAAGCGCCAUAUGUCAAUCCCAUUUUUGUCAUCCCGUUUUGUCCUGAUCCACAUGCGUCCAAGCCUCCGGCAAACGUGAGUAAACCACAAGCUAGGUAUCCCACCUUGUCUGAUUCAUGGCCGGCCCAGCUUCUAGGAAAGCAACCAGACUCAUAGAAGCAGUUCAAGUAGUGGAGAGUUAGGCCUUUUGGUAAUAGGCAAUGCUGUAAACAUUGUUGAAGUUUAAUCCGUCUGCGUUUUUAACUCUCAGCUUAAUCCCCCUGUGAAUACUAAGUUGGAAGAAUGUACAUUAGACUUUGUUGGUAUAUUUCGAGAGUUUUCAUGUUUAUUUUGCA
Messenger RNA from Diospyros lotus (date-plum), 1024 nucleotides. RefSeq names its product transcription factor bHLH47. The record is from RefSeq and is a predicted model, not a curated record. Gene Ontology annotation, molecular function: protein dimerization activity. The transcript is spliced from 5 exons. The coding region runs from base 207 to 845 and encodes 212 amino acids. Lineage: Eukaryota; Viridiplantae; Streptophyta; Magnoliopsida; Ericales; Ebenaceae.